CAAACUUUGAUUGACAUUUCAAUUAAAUUAUAGCCAAACUUACAGAACUCGCUGUCGCUGGCGGGUAUGUUUCGAGUGCAGAAAGUUUUGCUGGCCGAAUACGAGGAGAUUUACGAACCGGUGCUGGUGGAGAAUCCCUUCACCCUGGUGGAUAUCCGUGGGAUGGGCCUACGCCAAUACCAGAUAGGCCUCACCUGCAAUCGACUGCUCUUCGGCUGCGACAAUUUCUCGAAGUACGGGGAUGUGCCCAGUUUCCUGGCCAGAGGAUUGGAUCCGGAGAUCGAGAGCUUCGAGCUGGUUAGCAUGCUGCCCCUGCAGUUGAUUCGGUUCCAUUUCUUCAGAAAGGCCACCCGUUGCCUCAUGAUGUUGAACAUUGUCCAGCCGUUGGGCAGGCCACUGGCUAUUCUGGAACACCCCAUGAUCUUCGAGUUCGGGGGCCACAUCUUUAAGCAACACUUCUGGCACACCUGGCGGGAAAGGGUGGCCAGCAUACGGGUGAUGCAGCCCAUCUAUGGCCAGAUCACCGGCGCCUCUCCCUUCUCCAGCACAGAUGUCCAGCUGGACGAGGAGCUCACGGUGGCCCAGGUGCAUCCUGUGCCUCGAACCCCCUCCCUCUACAGUGCCUGUCAUGCGGGGACCGGUGAUUUCGGCUAGUCAUCUUAAGAGGCUUUGGGCCGAGUUUCCCUUUUCCAUUAACAGAUGGUAACCGAAGGCUUGAGUUGCCAGCUGUCCGUA
Drosophila subpulchrella is the source of this 735-nucleotide messenger RNA. RefSeq lists its product as uncharacterized. Lineage: Eukaryota; Metazoa; Arthropoda; Insecta; Diptera; Drosophilidae. The record is from RefSeq and is a predicted model, not a curated record. The transcript has a single exon. The coding region runs from base 67 to 654 and encodes 195 amino acids.